Dissoconium aciculare CBS 342.82 is the source of this 570-nucleotide messenger RNA. Its product is annotated as LexA/Signal peptidase. The transcript is spliced from 2 exons. Gene Ontology annotation, biological process: mitochondrial respiratory chain complex assembly. Lineage: Eukaryota; Fungi; Ascomycota; Dothideomycetes; Mycosphaerellales; Dissoconiaceae. Gene Ontology annotation, molecular function: serine-type endopeptidase activity. Gene Ontology annotation, cellular component: membrane; mitochondrial inner membrane peptidase complex. The coding region runs from base 1 to 570 and encodes 189 amino acids. The record is from RefSeq and is a predicted model, not a curated record.
AUGUUCGGAAAUGUACGCACCAUUGUCGCCCGCGGCGUCUUGCCUGUUGCACUCGCGACACCCAUCUGCAUCUUCAUAAACGACAACCUGCUCGAAUAUACGUAUAUCCAUGGGCGCUCGAUGCAGCCGACGCUCUCGCCGGACUAUCAUCUGACCGGCGCCCGCGACAUUGUCUUCUGGCAGAAGUUCUCCCCGACGCGUGACCUCCAGCGCGGCGCCAUCGUCAUGUUCAACUCGCCGCAACGGCCUGAGAGCUCGGCCGUCAAACGCGUCAUUGCGCUCGAAGGAGACAUCGUCGUGUUGGAUCCUAAACGUAAACCCGCGGAUAUCGGAAGAGUGCGGGUCCCGCCGGGUCAUGUGUGGGUUGAAGGGGACAAUUGGAGGGAAACGCUGGAUAGUAACGUCUAUGGGGCUAUCUCCAAGGGCUUGAUAAGCGGGAGGGCAAUGUUCGUCGCCUGGCCAUGGUUACGAGCAGGCAAGAAGCCUUGGAACGAGUGGGAGAAUGGUACGGGAAGGAAGACGAAGGUUAUCACUGGACCUGUGGUGGAGCGCGUCACAGUUGGCGAAUGA